AAUUACCAAGAAGCCCUUCGGUACAUCGGCAAGCUGCCUUUUGAGCAGGCAGAGAGCAACAUGAAGCGUUAUGGGAAGACCCUCAUGCACCACAUACCAGAGCAGACAACACAGUUGCUAAAGGGACUUUGUACUGACUAUCGGCCCAGUCUGGAAGGUCGAGGCGAUAGAGAGGCUCCAAGCUGCCAAGCCAACUCUGAGGAGUUCAUCCCCAUCUUUGCAAACAACCCCCGAGAGCUGAAAGCCUUCCUGGAGCACAUGAGUGAAGUGCAGCCAGACUCACCCCAGGGUAUCUAUGACACACUGCUUGAGCUGCGGCUGCAGAACUGGGCCCAUGAGAAGGAACCGCAGGUGAGGUCUGGCCAGACUGGUGGGAGGUGCUGGAGAGAAUACAGCUCUUGGGCUGGGAAUGUUGCUCAGUAGUAGAAUACUUGUCUAGCCUGUGUGGAGCCCCGAGUCUGUUUCCAGCAUUGCAAAAGUGAAAAGAAGCUGGGUUCAGUGGCUCACACUUGUAAUCCUAGCUACU
Molecule: messenger RNA, 526 nt
Organism: Dipodomys ordii (Ord's kangaroo rat)
Lineage: Eukaryota; Metazoa; Chordata; Mammalia; Rodentia; Heteromyidae
Product: vacuolar protein sorting-associated protein 11 homolog
Exons: 2
Biological process (GO): endosome organization; vacuole organization; vesicle-mediated transport
Cellular component (GO): HOPS complex; endosome
Molecular function (GO): protein-macromolecule adaptor activity
Source: RefSeq, a predicted model, not a curated record